Bicyclus anynana (squinting bush brown) is the source of this 960-nucleotide messenger RNA. RefSeq lists its product as uncharacterized. NCBI's taxonomy places the organism in Eukaryota, Metazoa, Arthropoda, Insecta, Lepidoptera, Nymphalidae. The record is from RefSeq and is a predicted model, not a curated record.
UAGUAUUUAGCUAAAUAAGUAAUAAUUCAUAAUUACCUUUUGCCUGUUAUAAAUCUAUAAAAUAAUUAAAUCAUACCUCAAUAAGUAAUGAUUUAUUAAUAUUGAAAUCUUAAAAAAAUUUAAACAAAACUCAAAGAAGUAUAUUAAUGUAGAAAUUCAAGUUUAUAUUAUUCAAAAACGAGAAAAGUUUAAAUAAUAUAAAACAAAUGUACGGUAUUUAGUAAAAACCAAUCAGUCUUAAAGAUCAUUUAACAAACCCUAAACGAUGUAUUUAAAAUUAAAUUGAACAAAAAUUUAACUGCGUUCUAAAAAACAAAUACUAAAAAAAGAAACAUACCAACGUUCGACACCAAAAAAAGUAACCUAAACCAAUACACAAAUAAAAAAAAACAAAAACGUGUUUCUAUUUUUCGUAAACAAGGAAAAGUUUUAAGAAAAUUAAAUUUUAAUUACGGUUGUGAAUAUAUAAAAUAUGCGUUUGGAAAUACCAGAAUGCAGACGAUGUUGCUGCUGUGUACCGUUGAGACACGGGAUACUGGUUUUUGGAUACCUCAAUCUGGCUUUCUCAAUAUUUGUAGUGGUGGUGGAGAUACUGGUGUUGACGAAGGGAUCGUUCUCCUACCACACCAUGACCGUGUUCAGAGGCUUGCAGUUCUACGUGCACUUGUGGUUCGCGGUGCUGCUCUAUGCUUCUGAGAUCAUCUUCAACAUUGUCCUCUUAGUUGGUGCUCAUAUGAGGUAUCCAAAUCUACCUCCUACUGCUGAUCAGGAGUGCCCUGCGCAAGUUCAAACAUAACAGCCGUCUAUGCUACGUCAACCACGCCUCGGAGAUCAUGGUGGAGUCGCCUUUACAAACGGGGCACAACCCUUUCUAGGAAAUAACAAAUUCCUCGCACCUAUUUGUGAUUACGUAAUACAGGAACUAAGUAAAUAGAUCAAAACAUUCUUUUAUUUCUUUAA